Cloeon dipterum is the source of this 952-nucleotide messenger RNA. Its product is annotated as protein KTI12 homolog. The record is from RefSeq and is a predicted model, not a curated record. The coding region runs from base 95 to 916 and encodes 273 amino acids. The transcript has 6 exons. NCBI's taxonomy places the organism in Eukaryota, Metazoa, Arthropoda, Insecta, Ephemeroptera, Baetidae. Gene Ontology annotation, biological process: tRNA wobble uridine modification.
CAAAACGUGUGCCUGUGCCGUGCCGCUGUUUGCGCCUUGCCUUGCCGCUUGUGGUCUUUUUUGCACAGUCAAAGCAACACCUUCGUCAAUCGCUAUGCCUUUGGUUUUGCUGACAGGCCUGCCAUGCUCUGGUAAAACCACCAGAGCCAAGCAGCUGAAGGGAUAUCUUGGGGAGGCAAAUCAACAGGUAGAAAUUGUCAGCGAAAACGAAAUCAUAAAUCGCAAACCCGCCGAUUUCAGUGAUGUAUUUUUAGUUCAGAACAAGGAGAAACUUCUUCGUGGGGAGAUUAAGUCUGAAGUUCAAAGACUGCUAGGCAAAAACACAUUUGUUAUUGUUGACGCAGGGAAUUACCUAAAAAGCUUCAGAUACGAGCUAUAUUGCUUAUCAAAGACUGCUAGAGAAACGUUUUGCGUGAUCCAUUGUGAAGUGUCCGAGGCUGAUGCAUGGCAGUGGAAUGAAGCUAAUCCAGUGGAUCGGAAAAUAUAUUCGAAAAAGGAAUUUGACGAGCUUCUGCUGAGGUAUGAGUGCCCAGACAACAAGAAUCGUUGGGAUGCUCCACUUUACACACUUCAUUCUGUCGAAGAUUUAGAUUUUGAGGCCAUUGUAAAUCCGCUUUUACGGAAGAGCCCAGCAAAAGCCAACCAGUCUACUGUUACAAUGCAUAGCUUACCAAGUAAUGUGAUUUGUAAUAUUGAUCAAAUUACAAAAGAGGCAAUUCAGAAGGUAAUAAAAAGUGAAACGCACUCGCACAUUUUUUCGUCAUCUGUUGUGCCUCAAGCAAAAUUGCUGAAAAUACAAACGCAGUUUGUAACAUUCAUCAAGAAGAAUCCACCAAAGUUUUCCAGCUCACAAGAAGCCGCACACGAAAUUGAAAAAAUGUUUUCUAAAUUCCUUGAGGAGCAUCUAAAACUGUAAAUUUCAUCAUUAAAAAUUAUGUUACUCUAACAUAAA